GCCCCUCGUCUGGGAAGACGACGUGGACUGGCCCAAUGGGAAGCGCCCGGGCCGAGGGCUCAGGCCCAGGCUGGCAGGGGGCCUGCGUGCUGGCCACAGCCCUGCUCUGGCUGUGCCCACUGUUGCUUCGUGCUGAGCCUGAGGGAACUGCUGCGGAUGUGUGUGGGAAGCCAGCAGUAACUGGGAAGAUCUUUGGUGGCCAGAAUGCACCGGACCGUCGGUGGCCAUGGCAGGCCAGCCUACUCUACCACGGCAAGCACAUCUGUGGAGCUGCCCUCAUAGAUGCCUACUGGGUGAUCUCAGCUGCCCACUGCUUCCAAAAGUCCCAUGAACCAUCUGACUACCAGGUCCUGCUAGGGUACCAUCAGCUCCAACAUCCCACUGAGCAUAGCCGGCAGAUGACAGUGUAUCGAGUCAUUGUUCACAAUGACUUUAACAAGCGCUACUACAUGGGCAGUGACAUCGCUCUGUUGCAACUGCAUCUAUCUGUGAACUUUACUUCUCACAUCCUCCCUGCCUGCCUGCCGGGGCCUACCAUGAAGCUGCCCCUUCACAGCAGCUGCUGGAUAACUGGCUGGGGGAUGAUCACUGAGGAUGAUUUCCUGGCUGCACCAUUUCAGCUGCAGGAGGGAGAGGUUGGCAUCAUUGACAGUGAGGUCUGUAAAAUGUAUUUCCAAUCGCCAGACUCCAGCAGCAGUGAAUAUUCUAUACACGAGGAUAUGUUUUGUGCUGGGGACCUCAUGACAGGAAAGUCCAUCUGCAGAGGAGAUUCUGGAGGCCCCUUGGUCUGCAAGCUGAAUGGUGGCACUUGGUUUCUGAUGGGGCUGUCUAGCUGGAGCCAGGCCUGCCGCUAUCCCAUAGGCCCCAGCGUCUUCACCAGGCUCACCUACUUUUCCCACUGGAUCAGUGAGAAGCGGAGCACCUUGCCCAAUCCUGAUCCUUCUUUUGCUCCUUCUCAGGACAAACCUCCUAUUUUGAGUGACUUUUCUUCUCUGGGCACUGUCCACAAGCCCAGCACCUGCAUAACCCUUGUGUCUUUACAGACCUUCCUCCUACUGCUGAUUUUCCUAAGGAUUCUGUGACAGACCCUGUGAUGCCCCUCCUGGCCCUCCCCAACAAGCUUGUUUGCAUUAAUGCCAACAGGCUCUACAUUCUUCUUAAAUGUGUCCAUCUCUGAGCAAUCCUGUCCAUCUGAAGCUUACUCCAGGCCUGAUAAAAUUUUAAAAAAUAUAUUAAAGAAGCUUCCUGCUCCUGUU
Messenger RNA from Felis catus (domestic cat), 1256 nucleotides. RefSeq names its product serine protease 40-like (gene PRSS40). Gene Ontology annotation, molecular function: serine-type endopeptidase activity. Bases 36 to 1082 code for a protein of 348 amino acids. The record is from RefSeq and is a predicted model, not a curated record. Gene Ontology annotation, biological process: proteolysis. The transcript is spliced from 5 exons. Lineage: Eukaryota; Metazoa; Chordata; Mammalia; Carnivora; Felidae.